CUUUUUUCUUUGUGUUUCUUCAUCUUUUCCCUUAUAUAAUAUAUACAUACCAUGACUCAACAACGUGACGUGUACAUUGCCGCUGCUGUGCGUACCCCUCUUGGUGGUUUCAAUGGAUCUUUGGCAUCUUUACCUGCUACCAAACUUGGUUCCAUUGCUAUUGAAGGUGCUGUCAAGAAAAUUAACUUGCCUGUAGAAGCUGUAGAAGAAGUUGUGUUUGGAUGUGUAUUAUCUGCCAACCUUGGACAAAACCCUGCUCGUCAAGCUGCUCUUGGUGCUGGUUUGACAAACGAAACCAUUGCUACAACAGUCAAUAAGGUGUGUGCUUCUGGUAUGAAGGCUGUGAUUAUGGGUGCUCAAAGUAUCAUGCUAGGUAAUGCUGAAGUGAUUGUUGCUGGAGGUAUGGAAUCCAUGAGCAAUACGCCUUAUUAUUUGCCCAAGCAACGAUUUGGAUCAACCUAUGGCAACGCUGAAGUAGUGGAUGGUAUUGUGAAGGAUGGUUUAACUGAUGUGUAUAACAACUACUUGAUGGGUAUUGCUGCUGAAGAAUGUGCUGAAACUCACUCCAUCUCCCGUGAUGAACAAGAUAACUAUGCCAUCAACUCAUACAAGAAAGCUCAAGCUGCCUUUGCUGCUGGUCAUUAUAAGGAAGAAAUCAUCCCUGUCACUGUAUCUGGUGGUCGUGGUAAACCUGAUCGUGUGGUCCAACAAGAUGAUGAAGUCGCCAAAUUGAAUGAAGAAAAAUUACGUGCUGUUCGCCCUGCUUUCCUCCCCAAGAACGGUACUGUCACUGCUCCUAAUUCUUCUCCUUUAUCAGAUGGUGCAUCUGCUUUGGUUCUUGUUAGCAAGGAUGCCGCUGAAAAGUACAACCUUCCAUUGUUGGCCAAGAUCUCUGGAUGGGGUGAUGCCGCUCAAGCUCCCAACUUGUUCACUACCUCCCCUGCUCUCGCUAUUCCCAAGGCUAUCAAGCAUGCUGGUUUGACUAUUCAAGAUAUUGAUUACUUUGAAAUCAACGAAGCUUUCUCCGUGGUUGCUUGUGCCAAUAAGAAAUUAUUGAACAUUGAUGAAGAAAAGAUUAACAUCUGGGGUGGUGCUGUUGCUAUGGGUCAUCCUCUUGGUUGUUCUGGUGCAAGAAUCAUCACUACUUUGAAUUCUGUCUUGAAUCAAACCAAGAGCAAAUAUGGUUGUGCUGGUGUCUGCAAUGGUGGUGGAGGUGCUUCUGCUAUUGUGAUCGAACGAUUGUAGAAUAGUUUUCAAGGACAAAGGUGGAAGUUUACAAAUAUAUUAAUGCAAUAAAUAAAUCUAUUCUAUAAUUACUCUUUUUUUUUUUUAUUUGAAACAUAUUUGUUUUUCUUUUUUUUUGGGCUUAGUAUCUUUGCUGCAGUCAGAUAUA
Messenger RNA from Halteromyces radiatus, 1393 nucleotides. RefSeq names its product Thiolase, N-terminal domain-containing protein. The coding region runs from base 52 to 1245 and encodes 397 amino acids. Gene Ontology annotation, biological process: fatty acid beta-oxidation. The record is from RefSeq and is a predicted model, not a curated record. The transcript has 5 exons. Lineage: Eukaryota; Fungi; Mucoromycota; Mucoromycetes; Mucorales; Cunninghamellaceae. Gene Ontology annotation, molecular function: acetyl-CoA C-acetyltransferase activity.